AGACUACGCCCACCAAAUUUAACGAUCCAGUCAAGAUCACACUCAUUCGAGUCCGAGUCAAAUGCGUUUUUCGAUACGUCUUCUGAAUCAAUAUCAGAAUCUCCGCUCGCAUCGGAUGAUGAGCUCCUGCAACUAUCUUCGCCCUCCUCCUCGUCCUCAAGCCCCAUAGCUUUAAACAUUCCUGAUGCAGAUGAGCUGUCGCGAGACUUAGCAGCGCUUGCUCAGCUACGCCAAUCUGUGCAGAAAAAUCUUCGUCUUCGACCAAUCCGUUCGUUUAGCAGACUGCCAAAGACUGCUGUUCCAAGUGCCACCGCUAUUCCAUGGCACCAAGAUCAACACCAUCGCCAGCGGCAAGUUGAUUCAGACUCUUCCUCCCAAAAAAGUGCAAGCAGCACAUACCUCACACCCGUUGACAUUCACUUCCCUAGGCCUCCUACCUCAUCUCCCCCCGAACCUCCAAGCCGUGCCCGGAAGCCUCAGCAACGCUCCGUGUCUAUGCCAUCUCCCCGCGUUCCCACUUCUGCUAUGGAUCCUGCUGAAUUACUUAUUCGUCUCGCCUCUCCCACCCGUCCACUCCUCAUCGACACGCGCACUCACGUCGCCUAUGCUGCGACUCACCUUUCAGGAAGCAUUAAUAUCGCCAUGCCGUCCCUAAUUCUUAAGCGCUCAAAACGCACAUUACCAACUUUCGCAUCACUUCGCCAGUUCAUCACCAAUGAUGAGGGAAAGGAAGUGUUCGAUUCCUGGGACAUUGAUGGGGAUGUCGUCAUCGUUCAUGGAGAAGAGACUGAUGAACGGGAGAGAGAUAAUCCAGGCGUUAUUGCAUGGGCCCUGCUUUCAGUUCUUGCACGGUUCCUGAACCCGGACAAGGUUUGGUAUCUUCGCGGAGGAAUUGUAGGUGCUCAACUUCAUGCACGACUCCGAAAGUACAUCGUCAAUGUGCUUCAUUCUCCUCCUUCUCCUUCCAAAGCCUCUUUGCAACUGCCAAAACCACCUAAGAGCGCAAAGGGAAGGGCAUUCCUUCAACUUGAUACCCACAGCGCUGCUGGGCCUAGUAGCAGCGUGCAGAUCGAGCAGGAAGAACAAGAACAUGGAGGCGAAGUGGAAAAACCAGGACAUUCACCUUUACCAAUUAUGCCUGGGCUCUCGCUCACUCUUGACAGCCCUAUGGAUUCUGACCCUCCGCACUCUAAACUCACUUUUCAUCACUCACCUCCCCCACGGAGAUCAGAUACUCUCAACGUUGACAGUAUCAAUGCAAAUGGAACAAGUGAAGCAGGAAACGAUAGCGCGGUCGUUUUCCUCCACCCGCCGCCUGCAUCCCCGUCGCAUCUCACGCUUCUCCAUUCUAAUCACACACCCCCAGCGAGCGCGUUUAACUCGAGCUUCAAUUUCAAUAUCACCAAUGGUAGUUGCCUUGGGAAUACGGGUUCAUCACCACAAAUGCCCAUGACACCAUCUACUGCAAAGCCAACGCCCACAACAUCCACACCCAGUGGCACUCCCUCCGAUGCCGAAAACGAGCGCGAAGAGUUCGUCAUUUCUAUGAUCCUCCCCAACUUCCUCUUCCUCGGCCCAGAACUCAUUUCACCUUCACAUGUCUCCGAAUUACAAUCUCUGGGUGUGAAGCGAAUUAUUAACAUUGCAGCUGAAUGCACAGACGAUCGCGGCCUAAUGCUUCGGGAACGGUUCGAGCGGUAUGUGCAUAUUCCGAUGAGGGAUUGUGUCGAGGAGGAAGGAGUACGUAGGGGGUUGAGUGAAGCCUGUGAUGUGCUUGACGAAGCCGCUCUCUACAACGCACCCACAUAUGUGCACUGCAAAGCCGGCAAAUCACGUAGCGUCACCGCAGUGAUGGCGUACCUCAUUCACAGCCACCACUGGCCGCUGGCACGCGCAUACCAAUUCGUGCUAGAUCGCCGCAAAGGUAUCAGCCCGAAUAUCGGGUUUGUAAGCGAACUCAUGGCAUUCGAGGAAGCAGAGCUCGGACGUAUGACGAAGCCCAAGCCACCUGCCGUAGUGAGUGAAAGUAGUGUUGGCGACGUCGGUGUGGGCACGGGCAGGCGGCCAGCGCAUGUUAGGGAGAGCUUGCCCCCAAUGCCCUCAUGGGACCGUGAGGAGGAGGAAGCAGGAGAGGAAACAGGCCAGGAUAUGGAAGUAAGGGACCGAGAGGGACGGUAUCGACAUGCUAGACGGGCUCCCGUGGAUGAGAACACUUUGCAGCCCAUGAGGCGAGUGAGCAAGGCAGGUCUCGAGAGUGCUGGAUCGAUGAGUGGUGAUGAUAGGGACGAGAUAUGAUGCCACAUAGCUGGAACUAGGUCAUACCCUGCUGUUUUGGUGCAUUGUCGAUGGACCAUUCUCUGAUCUCCAUAUAUAUUCAACGAAUUACCUUAAACCCAAUCAAUGACUUGACUUAUUUCAACAGUCGACCUUGAAAUUGUAUGUUACUGUUGCGUCAAUCCCGACCAAUUGGGUGGAGUU
Suillus bovinus is the source of this 2478-nucleotide messenger RNA. RefSeq lists its product as uncharacterized. Lineage: Eukaryota; Fungi; Basidiomycota; Agaricomycetes; Boletales; Suillaceae. Gene Ontology annotation, biological process: protein dephosphorylation; negative regulation of MAPK cascade. The transcript has 3 exons. Gene Ontology annotation, cellular component: cytoplasm. The annotation marks the transcript as partial. The record is from RefSeq and is a predicted model, not a curated record. Gene Ontology annotation, molecular function: protein tyrosine/threonine phosphatase activity; MAP kinase tyrosine/serine/threonine phosphatase activity.